CUCCUGGUCGCCGGGCCCCUGCCGCCAGCCCGCUGGAUCCCGCCGCUGCCGGAGCCGCAGCGUUUCCCGUCGCAUCUCGGAGCCACCCCUUCCUCCCAUCCCCCUCUCUUCAAGCGUGAGACUCGUGAUCCUUCCGCCGCUUCCCUUCUUCAUUGACUCGGAAAAAAAUCCCCGAGGAAAAUAUAAUAUUCAAAGUACUUAUUUUCAAUCAAGUAUUUGCUCCCGUUUCACGUGAUAUAUAUUUUUAAAGGAUUUCCCCCACCCCAUCCUCCUCUCUCAGGAAAGGGAGGUGAAAGAAUUGUAAUCCCCCCAUUCCAGCCCCAGAUUAUCUAUAUGUUCAAUAUCCGUACCGAUCUGUCUUGAAGGAGAAAUACAUCGCUCGUUUUUUUUUUUUUAAAUAGCUAUACAAAAAAGUGAAAAGCCUGGAGAACGAAGUCUUUUUCUUUUUCUUUUCUUUUUCUUGUGAGAGAACUUAAUGCUGCAUUUAUCAUUAACCUAACACCCUAACAUAAAACAAAAGGAAGAAAAGGAGGAAGGAAGGAAAAGGUGAUUCGGGAAGAGAGAUCAUGUCAGGGCGGCCCAGAACCACCUCCUUUGCGGAGAGCUGCAAGCCAGUGCAGCAGCCUUCAGCCUUUGGCAGCAUGAAAGUUAGCAGAGACAAGGAUGGCAGCAAGGUGACCACAGUGGUGGCAACUCCCGGGCAGGGUCCAGACAGGCCACAAGAAGUCAGCUAUACAGACACUAAAGUGAUCGGAAAUGGGUCAUUUGGUGUGGUAUAUCAAGCCAAACUUUGUGAUUCAGGAGAACUGGUUGCCAUCAAAAAAGUAUUGCAGGACAAGAGAUUUAAGAAUCGAGAACUCCAGAUCAUGAGAAAGCUAGAUCACUGUAACAUAGUCCGAUUGCGUUAUUUCUUCUACUCAAGUGGUGAGAAGAAAGAUGAGGUCUACCUUAAUCUGGUGCUGGACUAUGUUCCGGAAACAGUAUACAGAGUUGCCAGACACUAUAGUAGAGCCAAACAGACUCUCCCUGUGAUCUACGUCAAGUUGUAUAUGUAUCAACUGUUCAGAAGUUUAGCCUACAUCCAUUCCUUUGGAAUCUGCCACCGGGAUAUUAAACCACAGAACCUCUUGUUGGAUCCUGAUACAGCUGUCUUAAAACUCUGUGAUUUUGGAAGUGCAAAGCAGCUGGUCCGAGGAGAACCGAAUGUUUCAUAUAUUUGUUCUCGGUACUAUAGGGCACCAGAGUUGAUCUUUGGAGCCACUGAUUAUACCUCUAGUAUAGAUGUAUGGUCUGCAGGCUGUGUGUUGGCUGAGCUGUUGCUAGGACAACCAAUAUUUCCAGGGGACAGUGGUGUGGAUCAGUUGGUAGAAAUAAUCAAGGUCCUGGGAACACCAACAAGGGAGCAAAUUAGAGAAAUGAACCCAAAUUAUACAGAAUUCAAAUUCCCUCAAAUUAAGGCACAUCCAUGGACAAAGGAUUCGUCAGGAACAGGACAUUUCACCUCAGGAGUGCGGGUCUUCCGACCCCGAACUCCACCGGAGGCAAUUGCAUUGUGUAGCCGUCUGCUGGAGUAUACACCAACUGCCCGAUUGACACCACUGGAAGCUUGUGCACAUUCAUUUUUUGAUGAACUGAGGGACCCAAAUGUCAAACUACCAAAUGGGCGAGACACACCUGCACUCUUCAACUUCACCACCCAAGAACUGUCAAGUAAUCCACCUUUGGCUACCAUCCUUAUUCCUCCUCAUGCCCGAAUUCAAGCAGCUGCUUCCACCCCUACAAAUGCCACAGCAGCCUCAGAUGCUAAUGCUGGAGACCGUGGACAGACCAAUAAUGCUGCUUCUGCGUCAGCUUCCAACUCCACCUGAACAGUCCCAAGCAGUCAGCUGCACAGGAAAAACCACCAGUACUUGAGUGUCACUCAGCAACACUGGUCACGUUUGGAAAGAAAAUUAAAAAGAGAAAAAAAAAAAAAACUGUUCAUUUUAGUGUUCAAUUUUUUUUAUUAUUAUUGUUGUUCUUAUUUAACCUUGUAAGAUAUCUAUAAAUACAAAACAAUUUCAUUGUAUUCUCACUUUGCGGGAGACCCAGAGGGUGGGAGGGGUAAUGGGAGGGGGAAAGCGGAGCACUAGAAGACACAAUCUCUCUCCCACGACAAUCUUUUUUUUUUUUUUAAUCAAAAGUCUGCUGUUGUACACUUUAAAAACAGGACUCCUGCCUCAUGCCCCUUCCACAAGAGAAGAAACCUUGUUCUGUACUGAAGUAUUUGUUUUGUUUUGUUUGAACUUUGUUUUCUUUUCAAGUCUAGUGUCAGACUUUGGCAUAGUGCACAGCUUGAAAUUGGUUGGGAGCUUAGCAGGUAUAACUCAACAGGGGCUUACAUGUCACUUGUAAAAUUAAUCCAUAUCCUCGGGUAUUUGAAGACUUGGCUUUGGCAUGUUGGUGGCAGGUGUGGCAGACAAAAAAGGAAAUGUGUAUCAUUUGUAACCAAGGUAGGUCAAUAAAGUUUGAAGCUGUAAGGGGGAGAUACUGAAUUGAUUGGUUAAGUUUGGUUUUGUUCUUAGUCAGUACUACUGGUGAGAAAGCUGGUAAAGCAGGCUCCCAAAGGGGAGCAGCAAGCAGAACUCUAGUUCCAUAAUGGGGUUUUGUUUUUGUUUUUGUUUUGCCUUACCAAAGGUUCUCUGCAAAUCUUUGUACAGUUUUAAAUUAGUGACCUAGAAGGGGAUUGGAAAGGUUGUUGAACAGGCUAUACUGGCUGCACAGGUCAAAGGCACCUGGUGAGACUAGAGGAAGGACACAGGCUGGGGCAGAUCUCACCACUGUGAAUGAAUUCGUCCAGAUUUUUUUCUAAAGUUACUUCCCUUGGAAAGAUAUAUUUAAGAGAGGACAUUAUAGUUAAGUAAUGUGAACUGUAACAGUCUACUGCUUUAUUUUUCAUCUUUCUAAUAGAAAAACAAGGUUUUAGGAAUUGCCACCUUCUACACAUAGUUAUUUUAAAUCCAAAUCUAGACUCUAUUUAAUUUUAGCUUUUUUAACCUCAUGCUUUUAAAAUUUAUUUAUUGAUGCAUGCCCAAUAGGCCAUUAUGAUUUUAGGUGGUAGGAAUAUUAAAAACUACCUAUCAAAAUUAUAUAGUCACCUGUACGUACCUGCUGACUUCAUAGGGAAACUGAUGCUAUAAAUGUGUGUAUAUAGUUAUAUAUACAGAUACUCAAUACUGCCUUUUCUUUUUUGUCUCCAGUAUCAAAAUUGACUGGUUGAAGCAUGAAAAGAAUGUUUCCCCACACACACCCAGUUAAGAGUUUUGUUUCUAUUUUCUUUAUCAGUGAAUGGUGUAAGAAUCAGUCUAUUGUUUUGGGGGAAAAAAAAAAGCAAUAUUCCUUGGAAAGCAAGGAAGAUUGAAGAAUUAUGUUUGCAGUAAAGAGAUAGAUUUUCACAACUACUUUGUUUUAUACUUUUAAGGUUGGUAUCUAUGUGGGCCUUAUAUACUCUAAAAUGAACCUUAGUCACCUUGGUGCUUAUGGGCCAUUACUUGACCUAUGAAUCUUUAAGGCACAAUCAGUUAUAUUUUACAUUUAAAAGAUCACUUGAGUGAUGGCCACUUUUUCCUCCUGCCCUCUCCUUCCCCACACACCUUCCAAGGUUAGCUGAUAAUUGUAGGGCUGCAGAGCUGAACCCUAGAUUGUGUGUAAUCUCCUUUACCCUCCUCAUUGCCACUUAGGUCAUGUUGGGGUCUCGCCCUCCAGGUGGUUAGGAAGUGGAGUCUCUUGGCAGCCCAUGUGCAGGCCCUGAACCCUGUCCUGCUUCUUGACUUUGUGUGCAACUCUCCAAGAGAGUUAUGCUGCCUGCUGAAGUGAAUUGACACCCAGAAAGACAACUGUGAGCCAUCUUAGUGUUCACUCACUGUUUAGCUAAGCUCUUGGGCCACAAAAGGGGUUUCUUAAACCUCUUGUUCUAUCAGAGUUCAUGAGAAAAGAUAAUGUUCAGUCAAACCAAAUAAAAUAGUGAAUUUCGCUUUUUAUAAAGUGCUUCUGAGAGCUAGUUAAGAUUGAAAAAAAUCUGAAAGUAUUUGGCAGCAUAGUUUCUUAAAGGAACUAUAGACCAUUACAGAAAGGAUUUAUAAAGAAUCUGAACAGGUAGGUCUGUGACAGAGAAAUGGACCUGUUUUCAGAUCAAACUGCCCAGUCAGACGUUUGGAUACGAACACUAUUCUGGACUUGGUAUACUUGCUGGAGUCCAUAAAAAUCAGUACUUAUUUUAGGAAACACUUUUCCCCCCAUAAAUGGGGUAAGAGAAGAAGAGAGAAAAGUCAGAUGCUUUUCUCUCACUUUAGUGUGUGUGUGUGUGUGUGUGUGUGUGUGUGUGUGUGCGCGUGCACGUGCACCGGGGUGCAUGAUUUUUCUUUCUCACGGAUCAUGGCGGGAUCACAGAACUCUUUUAUACAAGUGAGAUCCAGGUCUCUGGAUAUCUUUUUGUAAAUAUAAUAAUAAUAAUUAAAAGCUCCUCACCAAAUUCAAGCUUGUACAUUAUAUUUUCUUUCAGUGUUCUUAAAUUUAAGUUUUAUUGUUUUGUAUGUAAAUAUGUGGACCCAGGAACUGUUAUUAAUGAGCAAAAAGUUACUGUUCAGGGCAGUGAUUCUGUUUAAUAAUCAGACAAAAUGUAGACGAGCUUUUUAAAGCCAUAUAGUUUUAACUCUGUACAGUAGGUACUGGCCUGUAUUAUUGUAACAAUAACUCUAGCAAUGUAUAGUGUAUCUAUAUAGUUUGGAGUGCCUUCGCUUCCAUGUGUUUGGUUUUUUUGUUUGUUUUUAUUUUUAUUUUUCAUUUAAAAAAUUUUAUUUGGUUUCCUUUAUCCACGUCUCCCUGUCCAUCCCCUUUCCCUUUGAAAUAAUAUAACUCACAACAGUAUCUUUGCCCCCUCCACAAUUAAGUUUCGGUGAUACACCAUGCUCAGGAGUGGGAAGAGGAAACCAUGUUCAUAAUCUCAUUUUAUUCAAGCCCUGCAUUUGUUUUAGUUCUGAAUGUCUGUUUCCUCCUCUGUAGCAAUGACCGUUUCAUUUGGUACUUGGUCCAUUCAGGGACUUAGUAUAACACAUGGAGCCCUAGAGCUGGAGGAUAUCAAUAGAUUAGAUUUUGUUUAUCUCUUCCACAAGCCCUAACCGUGGGUUUUACGAACAGCAGAUUCUAGGAGCCUUCCAUGCUCAAGCAGGCGCUCAUUCUUCUUCCUCCCUCCUUCCCCACCUCCCCGCACCAGCCCCCUUACUGACUUCCCUCCCAAAUGACACAGGAAGAGAAAACUGGUUUAGUAUUGGGUUUUGAUACAUCAAUGGUCUAAAAUUCUCUCUUGCAAUGGCUUGAAGUUAACUGCACAGAAUGCCACCAUGCCCAUAGAAGGCUGUUCUAACAAGGGAACUCAACCCAUUCUCUCCCUCCUGCCAUCUCUACUCUGUUCAAUGACAUGUCAUUUUAAUUUUUUAAAUCAGUUUAAUUUUGACUGUGUGCCCAACAUGAAGGCCUUUUUUGGAAAAAAAAAUAUAUAUAUAUAUAUUUUUGUUUUGCCUCCAAGUACUCCAUAUAAAAUGUCUUGAAUAGAAGAAAAAAACACUUUACCAAACCAAAGGUUGCUAUUUUUGAAACAUCAUAUGUUCAUUCCAGCAAGGUAGAAGACUGCACCUUCUUUCCAAUGACAUGUGUCAUUUUAAAAGUCCUCUUAAUUUUUACACCCAUCUUGGUUUGUGUUUGAAUAAAGUAUGCCUAACCAAUCAUCUCAUCUGCACCAAUGCUAAGGUUUCUGAGAGGACUAUUAUAUUCUCUAUCCCUGUGGAUAUAAAGACACUGGCAUUUCAUUUCUUUUCUCUUUCCUUUUUAAAGGAUUUAACUUUGGAAUCUUCCAAAGGAAGUUGGCCAAUGCCAGAUCCCCAGGAGUUUGGGGGUUUUUCUUUGGUUUAAACCAAAAUUGUACCUGAUUCAUAUUGUUCAUGUUAGUGAUCAUCUAAUCACAGAGACAAAACACUUUUCUCCCCUCUAUAGAAAAAUAAGCAUGCUCUACAAUAAAACCUGUCUUUUCUGGUAGAAACCUGAGCCACUGAAAAUAAAGAGACAACUAGAAGCACAGUAGAGUCCCAGAUUAAGGUCUUCCUUAGAGGCUUUGAAAGUAAUCCCUGGGGUUUGGAUUAUUUUCACAAGGAUUAUGGUGUUUAUUAUUAGAGUUUUUGCUCCGUUUUGCACCUCUGCAAUAAAAGCAAAAUGACAACCAGUACAUAAGGGGUUAGCUUGACAAAGUAGACUUCCUUGUGUUAAUUUUUAAGUUUUUUUCUUAUAUCUGUCUACAGGCAGAUACAGAUAGAUGUAUGAAAAUGUGCUUGCCUGUAAAAUUUGCAUUUAUAAGUGUGUUGCCGAUGGAUCACUUGGGCCUGUACACAUACCAAUUAGCGUGACCACUUCCAUCUUAAAUACGAAUCUAAAAAACAAAAUUUAUUAUAUAUAUAUAUAAAGGACUGUGGGUUGUAUACAAACUAUUGCAAACACUUGUGCAAAUCUGUCUUGAUAUAAAGGAAAAGCAAAAUCUGUAUAACAUUAUUACUACUUGAAUGCCUCUGUGACUGAAUUUUUUUUUUCAUUUUAAAUAUAAACCUUUUUUGUGAAAAGUAUGCUCAAUGUUUUUUUGCCCUUCCCCCAUUCCCUUGUAAAUACAUUUCGUUCUAUGUGACUUGGUUUGGAAAUAGUUAACUGGUACUGUAAUUUGCAUUAAAUAAAAAGUAGGUUAGCCUGGAAAUGAAAUUAAAAUUCACAAGUGUGUGGUCUUUAUUUCAGUACCCAUCCCUCUCUUCACCCUAUUUUGCCACUGCAGUAAGUAGUCACAUCACCAUCUUUAAUUAGGGAAACAUGAAUCUUUAUUAUAAAAAUCAAGGUAUGAACACCACAUCUCAUUGUUUCAAAUGACCUUACUCCACUGUAUUAGCCACAAGAAGUGCAGCUUCCAGCUUGGAAACCUUUGGAUUUGAUGUAGAGGAAUCUUUGUAGACACUGCUUUGAAAACAAAGGAAAUGUCCCUAAAAGGGACAGUUGUAAAAAUGUGUAAGAGCUGCUGUCUUCGAUUACUGUGUGUUCAUGGUUUGGUGUAGCUGUAUUUUCUUUAACUUUUAUCCUAUUAGUAAUGGUCUUUGGGGGUCUCUGUAAAAUAUAUGAACACCACAAACUGUUGGCUUUACCUCCCAGGUAACCAACAUGUUGUUUUUGAGUCUGCUCAUUGCUAAUACUGGAUAAUGUAUGUAAACAUGUUAUGUCUCUUAGUGCAAAAGAAACAUUUUUUAGGACUGGCAAACUGUCAGGCCUAAUCUAAAGACUAGCUAUAAGGUCAUGUGACUGCUGCUUCAAUAAAAACAAAUUUAUAUUCGAUAAA
Messenger RNA from Marmota monax (woodchuck), 7399 nucleotides. It is a transcript of the gene Gsk3b, whose product is annotated as glycogen synthase kinase 3 beta. NCBI's taxonomy places the organism in Eukaryota, Metazoa, Chordata, Mammalia, Rodentia, Sciuridae. The record is from RefSeq and is a predicted model, not a curated record. The transcript is spliced from 12 exons. Gene Ontology annotation, cellular component: cytosol; cytoplasm; glutamatergic synapse. Gene Ontology annotation, molecular function: beta-catenin binding; ATP binding; tau-protein kinase activity. The coding region runs from base 567 to 1868 and encodes 433 amino acids. Gene Ontology annotation, biological process: protein phosphorylation; regulation of neuron projection development; negative regulation of canonical Wnt signaling pathway.